Messenger RNA from Monopterus albus (swamp eel), 2797 nucleotides. Its product is annotated as RNA-binding protein 4B-like. The transcript has 4 exons. Bases 89 to 1093 code for a protein of 334 amino acids. NCBI's taxonomy places the organism in Eukaryota, Metazoa, Chordata, Actinopteri, Synbranchiformes, Synbranchidae. Gene Ontology annotation, molecular function: RNA binding. The record is from RefSeq and is a predicted model, not a curated record.
UUUUUUUUUUUUGCUCCUUUGUGUUGCAUUUACUAUCACUAUAGUUUUAUAGAUUUACAAGCAUAACUAGGACUACACUGGUGCAACAAUGGUGAAGAUAUUCAUCGGAAAUCUCUCUCAAGACACUCAGAAGGAGGAAGUUGAGGCUUUGUUUACUCAGUAUGGCACGGUGACAGAAUGUGCCAAAUACAAAAACUAUGCUUUUGUCCACAUGGAAGACCGCAAAUCUGCCACCAAAGCCAUCCGUGAGCUCCAUCUGUAUAAGCUGAACGGUAGGCCCAUGAAUGUGGAGCCCAGCAGAGGGAAGAACCAGGGCCCUAUGAAGCUCCAUGUAACCAAUGUAGAAAGGGGCUUUGAAAAUGAGCUCCGUGAUCUGUUUGAAGAGUAUGGCACAGUCACGGAGUGCUCCAUUGUCAAGAACUUUGCCUUUGUGCACAUGCCCAAUUCUGAUGAGGCCAUGGAUGCUCUGAAGGGCCUGGAUAACACAGACUUUCAAGGAAAGCACAUACAUGUUCAGAUAUCAAAAAGCAGACCCAGAGGGGCACCCGAGGAGGAGUACUAUCCACCUCCGCCAAGCAGAGGAGGUUAUUAUCCUCCUCGUUACCCUGUGGAGAGACCUGAAACCCCCUACAGAGGCCGCAUGUCCACUUAUCCUCCUCCACUUCCGCCACCCCCUCCCCUGAGACGAGCAGCUUAUCCCGAGCGAGACAGCUAUGGGGUGGUCGAUUACUAUGAGAAAUACAGGGCCCGUCCUUACAGCAGUGCAGGCUACGAUGACAGGCGUGCCAUCCCCCCUCCUCCACCUCCUCCCUCAGCGCUGGUCAGAGAACGUCUCGGAAUGGGGUCCCUUGACCCAUAUGAGCGGCGCCCCCUGCCCCCUCCUCCUCCAUCCUACAUGGCCAGAGACCGAAGCCCCAUCAGGCGAACCCCCCUUCAGCCUGCACCGUCAGCGGCUAAUGGAUACUCCUAUGAACGGUCCCGACUCUCUCCAGUUUCCAGAGCUCCGGUAUACGCUGCUUCCCUCUCCAGGGCUUCCUUUUCCGAGAGAGGGCCGCCACCGCCGCCACCACCACCUCGCUAUGCAAGCUAUUAGGCACCUGAGAGUGUAAUACAAGGUUUAGAAUAUGACAAGAUCGUCGUCGUCUGCUGAUGCACGUGGCGCUAUACAUCCCCCUUGUCUAUGGCGGAUUGCGUUGCGUUCGCCUGAGACUUACUGGAAGAUACUGUAUUGCGGACAGCCCCGUACUUAAAAACAUACAAUUCUCUGUCUACAGUUCACGUGUUCUUCUGAGCUGUAUAUGAAUUUUCUGUUGCUCUGCUUGUUUUGCUGUUCAAAUCAUUAAAAUGUUUUGCAGAAUAGGAUGCUGGAUUAGGUGCUUAGUCUGUUCCAGUGUGAUGUAGCAUUGUUGACGGCCAAAAAGUAUACGCUCUGCUUUUCACUCUUUCUAAAUGGAUAUGGCCUCUGGGAAGCCAUUUAAAUGAAAUUCCAUGCAGUUUAUUUAAAAACAAUGAUUGUGUUCAGGCUAAGGUAGGUGGUUGAUCACAAAAUGCUCCACAAAAUCAAUACAAAAAAAAAAUCAUUUUAGGUGUGCUUAACAUAUAAUACUUUGUAAUAACUCUAAGAUGUGCGUUCAUAUUUUAGCAUGACAAAUCAGGAUUUCCAGUGUGCUUUUGUUCUUUAUACAGUCUGUGUUCUCUUUUCCUGCAAAAACAGAAUCCAUAGCACAGUUAUGUAUGCUUUUAUUUACUUCACAAGUUGCUUUUCACUUGAAAGGUUUUUAAUAAACAAAUGAAACCAAAAGGACGUUUUAACUGUCAAAUUAUUCAACGCUGGGUAGUCCUUUUAGCCUACGGACCUGGCCGAGAGCCACGAUACGCCAGGCUAGAUAUGUGUAAUAAGACGCAGGCGUGCUUUAUGUAUUUCUCUACACACCCUUGUGAGUUAUCAGCUUGACACAUGGUAGGCGAUGUUUAUUUUCGGCCCUGUUUAUUUUCACUGAAAAUGCUGAAAAAUUGUGCAACUUUCAAGUUCUCAGUUUAAAAACCAACACCCGAUUUGUUCCAUUGAAAUUUUAUGUUGAUCUGUGUUCACCUGAGCAGUGUUGCAAUGCUAAGUGAAUGGGGAAAAAAAUAAAAAUUUGGAGCAUCUGCUCUCUGGCAGUGACUCUGACUUGCCCUCUAAGAUGUUCAAAAUUUAUACAGCUCCACAAACCCAGGAGUAACACAACCUAACUUCAGUUUCCUGUGCUCUUGUGUCUGCACUGAAGGUUUUAAGUUGCGUUCGUCGAUUUGCUGUGUGUUGUCCCUGGCACGCACGGACCUACCCCCACCCCAAUAGCAUCUACCUUUACCUCCUUGUGUUGACAGUUAGUGGUUUUCAUAGAAGUAGAGCUAUGAUUAACUGAGCUUUGCAAUGGGUCUUGUUUCUAUCAUCUUUUGAGUUGUUUGAAAGUUUUGACAUUCUUCAUUUCUUUGUCACUGAAUCCACACUUUCCAUUUCUGUCCCAACUGUCCACAUUUAUAAACCUCUAUAUGUGUACCUCAAAUCACAUGCAGCUUUUGGUAUCCUUAGUAUCUGUGCUCUUUGUAGGUUAUUAGACUCUAUGCAGGAGAUGCCAGUUCAUGGUAAGUCAUCCUCUGAAGAUGUCCAGCAUCCUGACGAAAAGAGGUAGAUAUUGUUUCAGCUUUACUGCUCAACAUCUGUUACUGUCACUGUAAAUUGUCUCAUUCUGGUGUUUUUGGAUUCAUACUACAGUUUGGAGAAAGAUUUCUGGUCUUUUUUUUUUUUUUUUUUUUA